AAAAAAGAAAAAAAAAUAGUUACAAGAUGGCGACCAACAACUGCCUGAACACUGGAAAACAAUAGAGACAGCGCAGUAGGGCAGAGUUUAUUUCUCUAUCGUUGGCUUUUUCUUUUUCGUGUCGACUCAAAGCGGGGGACAGUAGUUGGUUGUGUGUACUUUAAGACUUUUGAAGCAGAUUUGGAAGAACGUGAGUUUAUAAUGCUUUGUUUGAGGGCUAGUUAGCAGGCAGGCUAAGCUACAUCCGUAGCUGUAAUGUAACUGUGAGGAUCAGCUGUUAGCCGCACUGCUACUUUAAAAGUUACUUUUACUAGUAAAACUCACUCGUAACUCUCCGAGUUUGUGUUUUUUGGGCCGAAUGGAUGUACUGUGUGCGCUUUUAUCCACCACUUUCUAACCUUUCGUCGAUAGGUUUUUACCUCAAGUACGUCUUUUGUCAAACUUCAACUGUGAGGCGAAAAAAUGCACGUUUAUUUUUAAAUUGUUGCUGAAAGUUUCGCGACAAGAAAGAAAAAACGAUUUAACGACGUGGUGUAUGCGUAAAUAUAAACGGGAGGUGAAUCUUCAAGGGUUUGAAGUUUUCAAAAAGAGAUUCCUUAAGUAAAAGUUUUGAACUUUCCUGUAAUCUUAAACUUUACUGUAAAUUAUAUACGUGUCUAAACAAAUGUAACUUUUAAGAUGCAAAAGUUAUUAGUGUCAGUCAAAGGUUUCAUUCAUAAAAUCGUAGUUUUUACUUCAUUCUGGUCUGUGUCAGGACUCCCGGCUUGAAUAUAGUUAUAUAAGAAAGACUGUUCAGUGAUUUUGUGCCGUCGUUUGUGUCGCUUAGUUAAAAGGAAACUUUGAUUGGAGUUUUUGCGUUUGGACUUUUUUUUUUGUUUUGAGUAUAAGCGCACACGUCUGAACUAUGUGCCAUUUCUUUUGUUGUAUAAGGAGGCAGAUAGUGAUAAAAAUGGAGGCAGUUGAGUGUGUUUUGUAAAGACACACGCACGCACACACUCUGAAACAGCACGAUCAGUCCUGCGAGUUGUGCUGGUAUCCGGAGACUCGAGUGAGUUUAUAAACACGCUGUUGUUCUGGAUGAUGGCGGAUUUCGUGGUGCCGCGGCACAGCGCGGUGAUGGAACGGCUGCGGCGGCGGAUCGAGCUCUUCCGGCGGCAUCACACGGGCUGUGAGAACCGCUAUGAUAGCACGGCCAUGGAGCGGCUGGAGAUGGAGAGACAGCAGACGUUCGCGCUGCAUCAGCGCUGCCUGCAGACCAAGGCCAAGCGCUCGAACAAGCACAGGCAGCCGCCGGCGGCGGCGAGCGCGGACCCGGCGGGGCAGAGAGGGACGGGCGGAGGGGGCACCAGCGCGGAGCUAGCGGACGGAGGAAGCGGAACGCCCGGGGAGCAGAGCAGGAACAGCACGCUGAUCGCGUUACAGGAGACUGUCAAGAGGAAGUUGGAGAAUGCUGGUUCACCCCUAGGCCGUGACCAGGUCAAUGGUUUCACCGAUGGCUACCCGCCCAAUAAAAAAGCCUGUGUUGAGGAUGCAUUGGGGGGGCUUAAUGGGGUCUCGAAUGGCACCGUGCCUCCCCUCUCACCUAUGGACUCCAAACAUAACGUGACUACCGAUAGCCUGAUGGCCAAUGGGAACCACAGAGCGGUUGGUGCAGAGCACAACGGGACGGGUCUGACUGACAGUGGUGCAUCACAUGGCUCAGAGUCCGAUUUCCGCCUGAAAGAAAUGAAGCAGGAGCCGGUGGACGACAUCUUGCCCUGCAUACUGCCUGGGGGGGGUGCGAAUGGAAACAACAGCCUCUUUCCUGACCUCAACCUCAAUGAUCAGGACUGGAGUGAGAUUAUGGAGGAGUUCAACCGCUCUGUACCCUACGAGGACAUCCAGGAGCUCUUCAGUGAUAGUUUUGGAGAUCGCAAAGACCCGGAGCUCCUGUCCAGCGGUGCAGCUCAGAGCUUGAUGCCACCAGACCUGUCCAGUGUGAAGACUGAAUUUUCCCCCGCUACGGCUUCCUCUGCCUUCGAUCAGGACUCUUGCAACGGUUCACCUCAGGUGAGACCCACCUCAUCUGGGCCUCCGCUUCACACCAACUCGCCUGCAACGGCCCCGGCCACAUCGCCGGCCCUGCCCGUGCAACAGCAGCAGCAGCAACAGCAGCAGCAUCCGCAACAGCCACCCAUUCAGCCCACCAGACAACUCCCAAAACACCUGCUGCCCGUCCCACCUAAAGACCUGUCCCCCGCGCAGCAACUGCAACAGUUGGCGGCACGCGAACAGCAGAGGGCGAUAUUACAAAGCCAGCAGCAGCACGUGGUUCAGAAGCCGCCACAACAAAAACCGCAGCAACAACAAGCAGCAAAAUUCCACCAGCAGCCCAACCACUCAACAUCUUGGCCCCAAAAUGCUCCCACCCAAAGUCAAAUGGGCGGAACCUUUGGCCUUGAGAAAUCAACCAGCCCUUCUUUGUACCCGCAAGACUUCCCCAACCCCAAGACCCUGCUCAUGCCCAACAAGGGUUCUCCCAAAGCAGGCACUCCAGCCGGGUACAUGCAGCCCGGUGGGCACGGCAACAUGUUAAGUCACCCGGCAGCGCCCACGGGGCCCCUGAGCCACCCACCCAACCCUGGAGCCCAGGCGGCCAUGUUGGACUACAGCAACACUAAACCCCUGUCCCAUUAUGAGGCUGGAGCACCAGGGGCACCCAGGGGCCCUCCGGCCACACAGAACCAGAACAAACAGAGCCAGGCCAUGCUGAACCUGAUGCGACAUCAACAGAUGCAGAAGCAGAGGCCAACCAGCAUGAACUUCAGACCAGCACACCACCAGCAUGCUCCGGAGUCGGGCUCCUACCCCUCCACCACUCAUGUUCCUGGCCUGGGCAACACUAUGACACCACAGCAGAGCAGCAACAGCAUCCCGGGUAACCAUAGUAAUGCGGUCUACUUGAAGCAGCAGAUGCAGUUGAUGAGUCAGAAGCAGCUCAUCCAGAGACAGAUAAUAGCCGCCGAGCAGGAAAAGCAUCGGCAGCAGCAGGAACAGCAGCUGCAGAGGCACUUGACCCGUCCGCCGCCUCAGUACCAGGACCAACAGAACCCGCAGGCUCAGCAGAACCCAUUCCAGCAGCAGCAGCAACAGCAGCAGGUCUCUCAGUUCACUGGUGUGCCGCCCUGCCUGGCCCAGCAGCACUCCUCAGGCUUCAGCGAACAUACCAUCUCUGGUGCAUCUCAACAAAUAGGAAGUGUCAACUCUCUCAGUGGCCCCACUCCUGGAACACAACGGAUGUUCUCUCAGACGCAAGGCAUGAUGGGAAUGGGGGUAGGCCAGAAUACUGGCCCGACCGCUGGUCCCCCUCCGGCGGCCAAUCAAGCAGACAUGAACCUUCCAUCCUGCGCAGGUGGUCUUGACGUGCAGCAGGUCCUCUAUGGCAACAUGCCCAUGCAUCCCUCCCACCCCAACCAGCAGAGACCUCCAGUGUCCACCAUGUCUGCCGCUUACCGCCAGAAUGUUCUAGCAGCCCAGCAACAAGCACACUUGAAAAACCAGCCCAAUGCUGCUAUGCUGAAACAACAACAACAGCAGCAGCAGCAGCAGCAGCAGCUGGCUCGUAUGCCCAACAGCAUGCCCAACGCCAUGGCUAAUAACAUGGGCUCUGCAAUGCCCACCUCCAUGCCAACCAGUAUCCAGGGUGCCUUGCCCACACAGGCCCAAUCAUGGCAACAGCAGCAGCAGCAGCAACAGCCCCAGCAGCAUCCGGGUCUCCAGCCCGGCGCUGCUAACGGAGGCAUGCCAGCAGGCUUCCCCAACUCUGGCUUCCACAUGCAGGCAAGAUUGUCCAAACUUUCCAGCAACACCCCAUUUCCCCAGGGUGGCAUGGGAAAUAGUGCAGCUGGUAGAACCCUGGCAGGUAUGAAUCCUGGACAAAUGAUGCCUAACAUGAACCAGCAACGGACCAAUAACCCAGGCAUGACCCAACAGCUGCCACCUCCUGGCCAGCAGACAGCCCAGCAGGGGCAGCCGCAAGCGCCGCCUCAAACUCAGCAGGUUCUGCCUGACUUGGGACCCUUCAGCCAACCACAGGCCGGUCCCAACCGUACCGCAGGACUUCAGUGCAGCCAAGCCUAUCAGCUAAACAGGACAGCCAAUCAGCAGCUCCAGUUUAGCUACAACACCCAAUCGGGAGGCAGCUUGUCCGGGUUUCACGCCGAGACAGACCUGGUCGACUCUCUGUUGAAAAAUCCGUCGACACAAGAGUGGAUGGACGAUCUAGACGAGCUGUUAGCCAGUCACCCAUGAGUGAUGGCCAUAGGCCAAUAAUGGCCAAUGAUGGUGCCUUCGGAUAAAACGUACACUUUUGGAUGUUUUCAGAGAUGGUGAAACUGCUCAUAUCACGGUCAGAUCUGCUGUGUUUUCUAGUGAGUAUGUAUAUGGUGUAUAUAAUAGAGGUCAAGUAGAGCACAGAGCCUCUGUCACUGAAGUAUUCUCUGGACUGGAAAUUUCAAAGAGGGAAAUGCUCUACUACUGAACCUGUGGCUCAGUAAAACCACUGAAUUUUCUUAUAUGACGAGUGUGCGCUCAAACACAAGUUGAGCCAUUCAUACGGUUGUGUUGCCUAUGUGUUCUCUGUAGGCAUGCGGAAGGUCUGUUCAGUGUCAGGAGUGUCUUGACACACUUCCACAUACCUUAAAUUUGCACUCUUGAAGAUGCACAAUAUGUGAUUCACAGUAAAAGAGUCUAAAGCAAUACUUAACCCAAAAAUGAACAUGUUUGAAUCAUUUACUAACCAUGUCGGUCCAAACCCAUAUGACUUUGAUUCAUGAGGGAUAUCCUACUCCUGGAGAGCAGUCUUCCAGCAGAGUUUAAAUCUUACUUGAUGCAAAAUAGUCUGUGAAUUCUCUUCUAAAAACAUUUUCAAUGUAAACUCCAAAAAAUUCCAAAAAUGACUGUUUAAUGGCAAACAAGUCGAUUAAUUUAGUAGUAAGCUGGUCAUUACAAAAGCAUUUCCUUCAGAGUACUUUUACGAAAAAUGGCAGGAGAUGUUUCCAGAAAACUGGAAUUAACUUUAAUUUAGGUGAACUGUUACUUUAAGUUCGGUAUGGUGUAUGUUCAUUGGCUAGUUUCUCAUUGACUAAAUUUAGCAAGUAGAUGCUUUGUGAUUUGUUUAAUCAGACCGUGACAGCUUGAAGGAGUAUAGCUGAGACUAAAAGUGAGGAGGGUGAAUCGAUGAACUCUACAGUGCUCCAGUGAAAGUAGAUUGUGUCUUUACACUUUCAUGUUACACUACACUAAGUUGUGUUGUUGUGUUUUGUUUUUGUUUUUGUUUUCAGAAAAGCCCAGAGCUUCUGUGUUGGUGAGAGGGUUAAUAUUCCUGUUUGAUUUCUCACUCUGGUGUCUGAUGUUACAUUGAGGGCAGGUCAGGUGCUGGUCUGAACUGCAUUACCCCUGAACUCUGUCUUCAUCUGAGAUUCUGUGACAGGAUUUCAUGUAUAUUUAUAUAUUUUUUUUUUUGUAUGUAUGCAGUUUUUAUUGUUCAGGAGAAGAUAGAUCUUAUUUUUAUAUGUACAUUGUUGCAAAAUUUUGUAAGUAUUUUAUACUUUUUAUUAUUGUUCUCUGUAAAACAAGAGUAUUGUGUAAAUAUAGUUCUCUAGAAACGG
This is a messenger RNA of Labeo rohita (rohu), 5648 nucleotides long. RefSeq names its product mastermind-like transcriptional coactivator 1 (gene maml1). The record is from RefSeq and is a predicted model, not a curated record. Gene Ontology annotation, molecular function: transcription coactivator activity. The transcript is spliced from 5 exons. Bases 1078 to 4290 code for a protein of 1070 amino acids. Lineage: Eukaryota; Metazoa; Chordata; Actinopteri; Cypriniformes; Cyprinidae. Gene Ontology annotation, cellular component: nucleoplasm; nuclear speck. Gene Ontology annotation, biological process: Notch signaling pathway; positive regulation of transcription of Notch receptor target.